Pediculus humanus corporis (human body louse) is the source of this 4677-nucleotide messenger RNA. RefSeq names its product dynamin-associated protein, putative. Gene Ontology annotation, biological process: endosomal transport; clathrin-dependent synaptic vesicle endocytosis. NCBI's taxonomy places the organism in Eukaryota, Metazoa, Arthropoda, Insecta, Psocodea, Pediculidae. The transcript has 20 exons. Gene Ontology annotation, cellular component: clathrin-coated pit; plasma membrane; intracellular vesicle. The record is from RefSeq and is a predicted model, not a curated record. Gene Ontology annotation, molecular function: molecular adaptor activity; guanyl-nucleotide exchange factor activity; protein binding. Bases 1 to 4677 code for a protein of 1558 amino acids.
AUGUCAGUUUUGGGCCCUACCGAUCCAUUAUGGGUGGUUCAAGCCAAAGAGCGCUCCAGAUAUGAAGAACAAUUUAAGUCUCUUCGUCCUGAGAAUGGAGUCGUUACCGGAGAGCAAGCUAAAGGUUUUUUUCUUCAGUCACAAUUACCGCCUAAUAUUUUGGGUCAGAUUUGGGCUUUAUCGGACACGGAUUCUGAUGGAAGAAUGAAUAUUAAUGAAUUUAGUAUAGCAUGCAAGCUUAUAAAUUUAACGUUACGAGGAUACCAAAUACCUUCGGUUUUACCCCCAGCUUUGUGCAAUUUAGAAACCCAGUUUUCUUCGGCAGGUAUCAAAUUAGAACCUGACUCCAUUUCCUCAACACCAUCUCAGCCUGUUACCUCACUGGAAUCACAAAAUGUUCAAGGGUUUGUAACUAGUCAAUCAAAUUUAAUUAAAACAUGCUCUCCAACUCCAGGAUUGUUGCCAUUAGAUUCCAUGACCAAUGUAGUUUCUAUUCCAAUGACCCAAACUAUUUCAGGCUCUGUUCAACUUCCUCAAAUUGUUGGGGGAGUUAAAAGUGUUACUCAGUCCCCAAUAAAUCAAAGUACUCCUGUAACACCUGCUUUUCCUGUCGCUUUUCCUACUCAAGCAAUAACUUCUCAAGGCACAAACAUUUUACCACAAGCUCCAUCAGUGAUACCGCAAGCUUCUCCAGUGCCUCAAAUUCUGCCUAAAAUUUCUCAAUCAACUCCUGUAAUUUCAACUCCUGGAAUUCCACAAGUUGUGACAUCUCAGCAAAGCAUAAUUUCAGAUGGACAUAAUAAAUUUAUCGAUAAAGGACAACCUGUCGAUUUUCAUUCACCUUUAGGAGGACCACAGAUUACAGAUUGGGCUGUUCCCCAUCAAUCUAAGCUAAAAUACACCCAAUUAUUUAACACCACUGACAGAACCAGGACUGGAUUUCUCACAGGUCCUCAAGCAAAAUCAAUUUUGAUUCAAACUAAACUUUCUCAAGGGAUUUUAGCUCAGAUUUGGGCAUUAGUUGACAGCGAUUCUGAUGGAAAAAUUAAUUGUGAGGAAUUUGUUCUUGCAAUGCAUUUGUGUGAUAUGGCCAAAGAAGGGAGACCUUUACCAACCACUCUUCCCUUUGAACUAAUACCUCCUGGAUUACGUAGAAAAAGAGGAAGUAGUAUAACUAGUGUAGAUGAUAAACAGGAUAUUAUGGCGGUACAAAAUAGUGCAACUUUUGAGGAUAAAAGAAAAGAAAAUUUUGACAAAGGACAAGCCGAGUUAGAAAGACGUCGUGCAGUAUUGCUAGAAGCCCAAAAAAAAGAACAAGAAGAAAGAGAAAAGAAGGAAAGAGAAGAACUAGAAAAAAGAGAAGCAUUGCGUGCUGAACAGGAAAUAAGGAGACAACAGGAAUUGCAGAAGCAAUUACAGAAACAAAGAGAAUUAGAAAUGGAACAGGAGGAACAAAGACGACGCAUUUCGGAACAGCGUGAAGCAGCUCGAAAAGAAUUAGAAAGGCAACGUCAACAGGAAUGGGAAAAAGCUCGUUCUCAAGAACUGGAAGCACAAAGAAUGAAAGAACAAAAUAAUGUAUUAAAGCUUAAAGCAAAAAAUCAAUCUCUUGCAAUCGAUUUAGCAACAAUAAAUGCAUCGAUCAAAGAAUUAUCAUCAAAAAUAAGUGAAACAAGAAUUGGUGUUUCAGCGGUUAAAGCUACAAUUGACGGUAUGAGAGCUACCAGAGAUUCGCAUAUAAGUGACAUGUCAGCAUAUAAAAAUAAGCUUAAAGAACAAAAUCAGCGUUUAUUGUUUCUUGCUCAAGAAAAAGCGCGUUUGGAGGCAAGAACGAAAGCUGGAGUUACUACAAAUGCGGCUGGAGCUGAACAAGUUAUGCUUGCUUUUACAAAUAAAGAAAUUGCGUUAAAGCAUUUAAAUGAAAAAGUAGAAGGACUUCAAAAAGAAGUUGAAAUAAAAACGAACGAUAUUAAAAAUAAUAAGACUCAUUUAAAUGAAUUAAAGACUAAGCUAAGUAACUUAUUAAAUGAAUGCGAAUCAAUAUAUUUAAAAUAUUCAGAAAAACGUGAUAUUAUAUUACAAAUGAAAGCUGCCAGUACCAAUAAUAAUUGGGAUGUUUCAUCUGGUUGGGAACCACCCGAUAAAUCUUGGGACAAUUUCAACGAAACCACUGAUAAUUGGAACACAUCCUAUACUCCUAGCACAGCUUCAGGUUUUAAAAAAUACAGAGCUUUGUACAAAUUUGAAUCUCGAAAUCCGGACGAAUUAUCAUUUCAACCAGGUGAUAUCAUAACAGUGUCAGUUAAUCAAAAUGCAGAUCCGGGAUGGUUAUCUGGAGAACUAAACGGAAUGACUGGAUGGUUUCCAGAAGCUUACGUUGAACUUGUAGAUGAUUCUUUUACGACUAAUGCGCCAGACCUUGAAGAAUCGAACAAGCAACCUUUGGGAGAUAUAUCGGAACUUCCGGAAGUUGUCACUGAUAAAAGUAAUAACGAAAAUUACGAUAACGAAAUAUACGUAUCUGUAUAUCGUUAUCAAUCGUCAGAACCCGGGGAUCUCAGUUUUGAACAAGGUGAAACCAUAUACGUAACUAAAAAAGAUGGAGCUUGGUGGACUGGUACGAUCGGGGAUCGUGUAGGAUUAUUCCCAUCUAAUUACGUAGAAAAAAUUGAGCCCGAGAACAAAUUCGAUUCUUCAGAAUUUACAAAUAAGAAAAGUGAUGGUGGUGAAGUUGAGGACAACACUAUUCCCGUUCAAGAACCAACUGAUGAAAUUGAAAAAGAAAUCUCGCCAUCACCAGAGAAUACUAAUACAGGUGUAAAAGAACAAGAAACUUUUGUCGAAUCAAAUCAACCAAAGCCUGUCACUCCCGACUUUUCUAGUAUUACUGCUGCACAGACGAAAUUAAGCAAAAAGGGUGAAAUUGCUACUGUUAUUGCUCCUUACCAAGCAACUUCAAACGAACAAUUAUCUUUGGCUCGAGGACAAUUAGUUUGCAUUCGUAAGAAAACAUCAACUGGUUGGUGGGAAGGUGAAUUACAAGCCAAAGGUAAAAAAAAACAAAUCGGAUGGUUUCCUGCAUCUUAUGUAAAAGUAAUGGCUAGCAGACGUUUAAGUCAAACAACGCCUGAUAUAGACGGAGAACCCAACGUCGAUAAAGUAAUUGCCAUGUUUCCUUAUAAAGCUUUAAACGACGACGAACUCACAUUUGAAAAAGAUGAUAUAAUAACGGUUAUUUCUAAAGAUGAAGCCACUUGGUGGAAGGGUGAGCUUAGAGGGUCGAUCGGUUUGUUUCCAUGCAACUACGUAACGCCAAUGAACGGAUCAUUGACGUCGACAAAUUCGGACUGGAGAGAAAAAUUAAGACAGGAAGCCAUCCAGGAACUUAUUGAAAGCGAACGAUCUUACAUAGCGGAUAUGACUCUUGUCAGACAGGUAUUUGAAAAGCCAAUAUCGAAAAGUGGUUUGGUCACUUCGGAUCAACUAAAGAAAAUUUUUUUAAAUUGGCGGGAAAUAUUAAAAGGAAAUUAUACUUUGUUGAAAUUAUUUGAUAAAAGAAAAAAAGAAUCCCCCGAUCAGGUUAUCGGAUGCAUCGGAGAUAUUUUAUGUGAUUAUUUGCCGAAAAUGGGAGGUUAUGUUGAAUUCUGUAGUUUUCAAUUAAAUGCCGGUCAGUUACUACAGCAUCUCACGGAAUCCUCUACAGCUUUUCGGGAAUUUUGUAAAUUAUGCCAACGAGAUCCAAGAACUCAGGGACUUCCAUUGAGUACUUUUCUUGUAAAACCCAUGCAAAGAAUAACAAAAUAUCCUUUAUUAAUUGAAAAGGUUUUAGAACAUACUCCUAUGGAUCACCCAGAUAGGAUAAAUUUAGAAAGAGCUCAUCAAAAAGCAGAAGAACUUUGUACUCAAGUAAAUGAAGGAGUGAGAGAAAAUGAAAAUUCAGAAAGAUUAGAAUGGCUUCAAACCCAUAUAAUAAUGGAUGGAAUGGAAGAAAAUUUAAUUUUCAAUUCUGAAACAAAUUGUUCGGGUCAUCGAAUAUUUCUACAUUCUGGAGUUUUAAAUAAAGUAAGAAGUAAUAAAGAAUUAAUAGGAUUCCUUCUUUCCGAUUGUUUGGUUUUAACGUAUCCAUCAAAACCUCUAUUAAACGGUCAAUUUUCAAUGAAAAACUUUAACCAACAUUUAAGACUUUAUAAAAAGGAAGCUUUACAAUGGAUCAAACAAAUCAAACAAGCUUGUGAUAAAUUUAAAAAUGUUGAUAAUACUUCACGUUAUUUCAAAUCAGAAGAUGGUUUAUCCGUUGGACGUUUACUGGUAGAAGUCGUAGAAGGAUAUAAUUUAUCUUUUAAAUGUUGCUUUUGUCAGAUUAAGCUUAAUAAUCAAGUACAAAACACUCCGCCUUGUGGUCCCCCAUUUAAAUGGAAUUCUGCUAUGCAAUUCAUGAUUCAAAAUUUCGAUAAUGAUGAUUUAAUAAUAUCAAUUUUUAUUAAACAUGAUUUUAAACCAGAUGAACUUUUUGAUUGUGGGAAAAUUCAAGUGAAAGAAAUUUCGGAGCAAACGCGAUCCGGUGGGCCUGUUUUAAGAAAAUUACCCGUUGGUGGAGGGGGUGGUGGUGGUGGAGGUCAAAUAAAUAUUUCAGAAAUAUUAUUAAAAUUAGAUGUUGUUCUUUUUAAUGUUAGUUGA